Zootoca vivipara (common lizard) is the source of this 3366-nucleotide messenger RNA. The record is from RefSeq and is a predicted model, not a curated record. Lineage: Eukaryota; Metazoa; Chordata; Lepidosauria; Squamata; Lacertidae.
AUGAAGGGAUAUAGGAAAUUCUUCCCCCCUCCCCAAUAUGAGCAUGCCCACAAGGCAAGGAGACCGCUAGUAGGUGAAGCCAAAGCCAAUGCCGUUGGUCUCAACUUUGUCCCCAUCUCCCUCUUUUCUGUGUUCUGCAAGGUGACGGAAAGCCGGGGGAUCCUGGAGAGCAUCCAGAGGUUCUCCUUGCUGCCGACAUAUCUGCCUGUGAGUUACCACAUCCACAAUGCAGAUGUUUCCUUCUUUCUGAAAGAAGCAAACCAGGAUAUCAUGAGGAACUCUAGCCUUCAAUCUCGAGUGGAGUCCUUCCUAGUCUAUAAAUCCAAGAGGCCGCCCAUCCUGAAUGCAACGUAUGGGCCUUUUUCUAUCGAGCAGGUGGUUCCCCAGGACCUAUUGUCACCUUCGAAUCCAUUUGGAGCGACUGCCCCCAAGUUCUCUUUUAACUGGAAGUUGAAGGCGUACAUCAUGAACAACAAAGUCUACCUAAGCCACCCCAAAGUCCAGAUCCUGUUCUAUAUAGUCGGGAGGGACUGGGAUGACUACAGCGUCACUGAAAAGCUGCCAUGCUUAAGGGUCUUCGCUUUUCGAGAGACAAGGGAAGUCCGAGGGAGCUGUCGGCUGAAAGGAGAUCUGGGGUUGUGUGUGGCUGAGUUGGAACUUCUUCCUAGCUGGUUCAACCCACCAACGGUAGUUGCUGGCCGUAAGAAGCUGCUGAAUCAGUCGGAAGGGAGCCCAGUGGAACUUUAUUAUGCUAUCCAACCAGGGGACGAGAAAGGGGAUUGUGCUAAGGAGGAUCUAAGGAAGAACAAUGGGAUCAGACCUGGGCGCAAUGAUAUUGAUGAAUCGGGGCCACCCUUGCAGCGAAUUGGGAGUGUUUUCCUCUACCAGACACAAGGUAGCCCUUCCUUAAGUGAAAUGUGGUUGGAUAGCAACAUUGCUAUCCAGUAUAUACCAAAGACUGUCAAGCAAGGGGAUGUUUUGACCUUUCUGGUGUCCAUUGCUAAAAAUUCAACAGAGGACCAGUUCACCUUGAGGGCAAAGGUGAAGAAAGGCGUGAAUGUUUUCAGCAUAAGAGCCAGCAAUCCAUACACAUGGGACGUCCAGAAGAGUGUGGAUUAUAUUGGGAAAUAUGCACCGGCUGUUAUAUUUUGCCGAAGAAAAUCUACCCCCUUGGGAAAGAGCACCAAUGCUCCACCCUCUGAGAUCAUGCAAAUUGAUUUUGAAAUAGAAGAUCUUAGCGAAUUGCCAGACACCCAGCUUAUUACGUGGCAAGUCGAGUAUCCAGGAGACAGAACAUCUGACCUUGGCAUCUCCAAGAUCUACGUAAGCCAGAAAGAUCUAGUUGGUGUUCUUCCAUUGGCGAUGGAAGCAGAGAUCUUGAACACUGCCAUUCUCACUGGGAAGACUGUUGCUGUACCUGUCAAGGUGGUCUCAGUGGAGGAUGAUGGGACCGUCACUGACCUUCUAGAAUCUGUGGAGUGCAGGUCCUCCGAUGAAGAUGUGAUUAAGGUCUCCGACAGAUGCGACUACGUCUUUGUCAAUGGGAAGGAAAUGAAAGGGAAAGCAAACGUCCGUGUCCAUUUCAUGUACCAGCAUCUGAGUGCCCCCCUGGAGAUGACCGUGUGGGUACCCCGCCUCCCUCUGCAGAUCGAGGUCUCUGACACAGAGUUAAAUCAGAUCAAGGGGUGGCGGAUCCCCAUCGUCUCAAAUAAGAGGUCAGCUAGGGACAGCGAUGACGAAGAGGAGGAUGAGCGGAAGGGAAGAGGCUGCACCCUCCAGUACCAGCACGCCAUGGUGCGGGUCCUCACACAGUUCGUAGCCGAACCCUCAGAUCCUGGCGGGCAGAUGGCCUACCUGCUGGGCUCAGACUGGCAAGUCGACAUCACUGAGCUGGUGAGCGAUUUCAUACAAGUGGAAGAGCCGAGGAUCGCAAAGCUGCAAGACGGGCAGGUGCUUGUUGGACAAGAGCUGGGGAUGACGACGAUUCAGAUUCUGUCUCCGCUUUCUGACGCCAUCUUGGCUGAAAAGACUGUGACUGUCCUCGACGAGAAGGUGACUAUUACUGACCUGGGGGUCCAACUGGUAACCGGGCUUUCCCUCUCCUUACAACUGAGCCCAGGAAGCAACAAGGCCAUCUUUGCUACAGCGGUAGCCCAGGAAAUUCUCCAGGUGCCAAAACAGGAAGCUGCUAUAAGCUGCUGGAUCCAGUUCAGUGACGGGGCAGUCAUGCCCUUGGACCUAUAUGACAUCAAGGACUUCUCUCUGGUGGCAACCUCUGUAGAUGAGAAGGUGGUCUCCAUUCUCCAGAGCCCCAAAUUCAAAUGGCCCCUUGUCGUUGCCGAGUCAGAAGGCCAGGGGCUGUUGGUGAAGGUGGAGAUGGUGAUCAGCGAAUCGUGCCAGAAAUCUAAACGGAAGAGUGUCAUGGCUGUCGGGAGUGGGAAUAUCAAGGUCAAGUUUGGUCAAAAUGAUGCCAACCCCAACACUAGUGACAGCAGGCAGGUUGGGGCCAGCGUGCACUUGGAAAACCACACCAGUGACAGGCGUCAGAAGACAACCCUGCAGGAGGGGUCUCGGCAAGAUGGGCCUUAUUACAGCUCAUCGAUGGGCCAGGAAGAAACCAGGGGGGCCAGCACACAAAAGUCAAUUCUUAGUAAAAAGGAGGACCGCGAGAGCCUUCUAGAUGAUGACAGCCAUAUGCAAAACAUCCCAAUAGACUUCACCAGCUUGCCGGCACAGGUGGACUUGCCAAUGAGCAAUGGAGAUCUGGAAGAGAACGACCUUGUGGAGACGCCCAGGGGCCUAAGUGACUUGGAGAUUGGAAUGUAUGCUUUGUUAGGUGUCUUUUGCUUGGCCAUACUAGUCUUCCUUAUCAACUGCAUCACCUUUGCCUUGAAGUACAGGCACAAGCAGGCUCCCUUUGAAGAGCAAGAAGGCCUGAGCCACUCUCAUGACUGGGUAGGACUAAGCAAUAGGGCAGAACUGCUGGAGAACCACCUUAAUUUUUCCACCCAGCAAGAGGAGUGCAUCACAGCCAUUGACCAAGGCAUAGACUUGGAGGAGAGCAAGUACCUCCUGGAUGCCAACACCCAGAAGAACCUCAACGGCCAAGUCUUCCGGUCCUCGGACCCCACAGCCACCCCCGAAGGGAAGGAGCAGAAGAGCGAGCAGACCGCCUCACCAACCUCCAAGCGGAAGCGGGUCAAGUUCACCACUUUCACCACCAUCUCUUCAGAUGGCGGCUGCCCUACCGUCAACUCUAUCUUGACCAGCAGUGAGGAUGAUAUCAAGUGGGUUUGUCAGGACAUGGACCUGGGGGGAUGUAAAGAACUAAGGAACUAUAUGGAACGGCUACAUGAAAAUGUGUAA